Stylonychia lemnae is the source of this 756-nucleotide messenger RNA. NCBI's taxonomy places the organism in Eukaryota, Ciliophora, Spirotrichea, Sporadotrichida, Oxytrichidae. The record is from the annotation of a GenBank genome assembly.
AUGGAAAUUUUAGAUGUAUUAGAGAAUAAAAGGUCAGAUGUAAAUCCUGCUUUACUAGCACUUAUUGAAAAUUCAAUAGAAGUUCUUACCAAGGCAAUUUAAAAUUUCGGAGAGAAUUUAGCACUAAGUUUCAAUGGUGGAAAGGAUUGUACUGUGGUACUUCAUUUACUAAGAGCAGCUAGUCUCAUUGAAGAUAGGUAAAGCAAAGAAGAAACCAGCUGGCUGCAAAGAAUUAAAUAUGUUCACUUUGUAAAAGAAAAUGAAUUUGAGGAGAUUGAGUAAUUCAGGAACUUUAUUGAACACAAUUACAACAUUAAGGUAUAGCUAUACUCAUCUGAUUUCAAGGGAGAGGUUUAGAAGUUGAUUGAUCAGCAUGGUAUUGAAGGCAUCAUUAUGGGCAAUAGAAAAAGUGAUCCAUGGUCGCGGGAACUAGAACCUAUUUGUAAAAGUUCACCAGGCUGGCCUGAGUUUUUCAGAGUGUUUCCAAUUUUAGACUGGUCUUAUCAUAAUGUUUGGGAGUUCCUAAGAUUCUUCGAUCUCCCUUACUGUAGGUUAUAUGACCUAGGGUACACUUCUCUUGGAGAAAAAGAUAAUUCCAUCAGAAAUCCUCAUUUAAGAGUAGAAAAGUAACUUGAUUCAGGAGAAAUAAUAGAAGAAUUUAACCCUGCCUACUAGCUUGAAAACGAUGAAUAUGAAAGAGAAAGUAGAAUUAAAGCACCAGUUAUUUCUUCUCCUCCCAAAGAUAAAUAAUAAUGA